GCUUCUUGUGUGAAUUGGACAUAUGAAAUCAAUUCAAUUCACUCUUCCAACAUGUUCCGCCUGCCGAACAAUAUUUUACAGUAGUCCAAGAAUUUCGGAGCCUCGAAUUCCGGAGCGUACGUCUAUUUCGUCGGAUUCAUGCGUGUACUGUAAUCCAUUGGAAAGCAUUGAACAAGUUUGUGUUGGUGGAUCUGAGCUUAACAUGCGCACCACUUAACAGGCGCUUUCUUGGGCAAUCACAAACAUUGAGCUUUGCACUCCAGUUUGCUUCAAAUUACUAUCACUAAUAGCGCAUGAACAAGCCCUUACAGAACAAGAUCGCCUCCAGUAAAGUAAAACAAACACAAUCGCAAAGGCUGUUGACGUUCAAAUCUUUGCUGCUGUGAAAUGGUGAACAAAUUGCACAGGAGGGAAGCGUGUUGAAGGAAGGAGGUACGAUGGCUGCAGGGGAAGGUCAAGUGCAAGACCAAGAACAAGGCAGGGCUCCUGCAACUGCAUCAGAUUACGGCGACGAAGCGCAUCUGUUGAAGCCCCAAUCGCAGCGAAGUGAUUUAGAUCUCAACAACUUGGAUGGUGCACGGUCACCUCCAAAGUCUUUCGUCAUAAUUUUGACUCUGGUUGCUGGCAUAGGCGGAUUUCUCUUCGGAUAUGAUACUGGAGUGAUUUCUGGUGCUCUUCUUUAUAUUCGUGAAGAUUUUGAAUCUGUUGAGAAGAGCACAGUACUUCAGGAGACCAUUGUGAGCACAGCUAUAGGUGGAGCUGCCUUGGGAGCAGCUUUGGGUGGUAAAACUUGUGAUCGUUUUGGAAGGAAAACAAGCAUGCUCAUUGCCGACACAGUUUUUCUAUUGGGCUCCCUUCUUAUGGCUCUGGCACCAUCUCCAUCAAUAUUAAUUGGUGGAAGAAUGAUGGUUGGUCUUGGCAUUGGUAUUGCUUCAAUGGCAGCACCCUUGUAUAUUGCAGAAACUUCACCAUCUGAUAUCCGAGGAGCACUUGUUAGUGUAAAUACUCUUAUGGUUACAACUGGUCAGUUUGUCUCCUAUGUCGUCAAUUAUUCUUUCACUCAGGUUCCAGGGACAUGGCGUUGGAUGUUGGGAAUUGCUGGUGUACCUGCGCUCUUCCAGAUAAUUGUAUUCACCUUUUUGCCAGAGUCCCCAAGAUGGCUGUUUAGAAAGGGAAAUGUUGAAGAAGCCAUUUCUGUGUUUAAGAAGAUUUAUUCACCAGACAACUUGAAAACUGAACUGGAGCAAAUUAUGGAGGCAGCAGAGAAUGAAUCUCAGGUCGAUGGAGUUAAAAAGGAUAUAAGCAUUGGUGAUAUACUGGGUACAAAGGAGAUGAGGUUAGCUCUCAUAGCAGGAGUUGGAAUGCAGGUUUUUCAGCAGUUGGUAGGUAUUAAUACUGUGAUGUAUUACAGCCCAUCCAUAAUGGAGCUGGCUGGAUUUGCUGCUCAUAAGACAGCAUUAUUGUUGUCAUUAGUUGUUGCCGGUGUGAAUGCAUUGGGCACAGUUGCUGGCAUAUUGCUCAUAGAUCGAUCUGGAAGGAGGCGGCUUGCAAUGUUUAGCUUGAUUGGUGUAAUAGGAGCAUUAAUUUUAUUAUCAGUGGGCUUCUACCUUACCACAACAGAUGCACCCAAUGUCAUGAGACCAGAUAACCAUUUUGUUCCUGAACUUUUAUGCACAGCCGCACAGUCUAAACAACACACAUCUCGGUCUAUUUCAUGUCUUGACUGUUUGCAUAAGGCAUGUGCAUUUUGUGCUGCUCCUCAAAACAAGAUGCAACCGGGUAGCUGUUUAAUUCACAAUGGGACCGUUGCUGACAUUUGCACUAGUAGUUCGAGAUCUUGGUACACACAGUCUUGCCCAAGUAACUAUGGCUGGCUAGCUUUAGUUGGCCUCGUAAUUUACAUUAUGGCAUUCUCCCCUGGAAUGGGGCCAGUUCCUUGGGCAGUAAAUUCAGAGAUUUACCCUGCACAUUUGAGAGGGGUGUGUGGGGGAAUUGCAGCAACUGCAAAUUGGGUUUCAAAUCUUCUUGUCGCACAGUCGUUUUUGUCACUCACACGUUUGUUGGGAACAUCUGGAACAUUUUUCUUGUUCACUUGUUUGUCUGUGUUGGCAUUACUAUUUGUCUUUGUAGCUGUGCCGGAAACCAAGGGACUAUCUUUCCAAGAGGUAGAACAACUCUGGGAAGAGAGAGCAAAAAGUACGAAGAGAUGGUUUCCGUGGACAAGUAAUGGCCUUCAGUAUUCUCCUGCCAAUGCAAAAUCAAUUCCAAUGCAAAUCCUCUGUGAUUCGGAUUCCAUGCGCACUACUACCUGAUUAUUAAAUUAUAAUUACAGGCAUCCUGUCUCUUUUUAUUCAUUCUUUUCUGUUCGGAGACAUUAUUGUAUAAGUACAGUUGACAAUUCUUUGUUCAUUGGAGGCCUCCUAUUUAUAUCAUGAUUUACUCGACCAAGGCAUUAUUUUUGCCCUUCACAAAUUAAAAUAUUGUCAGUAACCAAUAACAUUCUGUCCCUAUUUAGUGACGAAGCUAUGAUUCGGAGUUCAAAAGGAGUCGGCGUUUAGAAGUAUACAGCUUGUUUGGAAGCCCAAAAUGUAAUUUGCUUUUGGGAGAAAAUUUGGAAUAUGCAUUCUGUUAUUUGCACAAGUUAUAAAUGGAUUCUGAUUUAGUGUAUAUUCUUUCAUUGACUUGAUCAAGCGUAACAGAACUUGAUCUAUGAAAACAGCAAGCGUUUAUAAUACGUGAGAAAGUUUAUUAUUUCAAAUCAUUUUAUAUAGAA
Molecule: messenger RNA, 2773 nt
Organism: Cryptomeria japonica (Japanese cedar)
Lineage: Eukaryota; Viridiplantae; Streptophyta; Pinopsida; Cupressales; Cupressaceae
Product: inositol transporter 1
Exons: 7
Coding region: 438-2312 (624 amino acids)
Biological process (GO): transmembrane transport
Cellular component (GO): membrane
Molecular function (GO): myo-inositol:proton symporter activity
Source: RefSeq, a predicted model, not a curated record